Molecule: messenger RNA, 4185 nt
Organism: Trichoplusia ni (cabbage looper)
Lineage: Eukaryota; Metazoa; Arthropoda; Insecta; Lepidoptera; Noctuidae
Product: urokinase-type plasminogen activator-like
Exons: 7
Coding region: 11-1669 (552 amino acids)
Biological process (GO): proteolysis
Molecular function (GO): serine-type endopeptidase activity
Source: RefSeq, a predicted model, not a curated record
GUGCAGGACAAUGUUUAACAUAAUCGCUGUUUGCUGUGUGGUAGCGUUAUUUGUUAAUGCUGCCACUGCUGAGGAUUGUCACAAGUGCGUUAAGACGACAGAAUGUGCCGCGUAUGGAAAUUUAAGUAAACUAGAUCAGGAUGCUUGGCAAAUAAAGUAUCCGUGCACAGCAGCAGGUGACGAGCAAUACAGCAAGCUUUUCGGCUUCGCAAAGGCCGCCAAAGGAGACUUUGUGUGCUGUUCCGAAGCCAUCGCGAAUGCGUCUAGUGUUCCUGCCCCUGGGAUCAAUGUAGAUAGCAGACACCCUGAAUAUAACAACUACGGAUAUCCAAAUUAUAAUGGCUUGAACAAUAACCCGAAUGGUUACAAUCCAAAUGGAUAUAAUCCAAAUAAUUACAAUCCCACUCCAAAUCCGCCAACCCCUGGUUACGGUUACGACCAAGGAAAUAACAGACAACCCAACAAUGCUUGGGGUAACAAUAAUUUUGGGUACAAUCCGAAUCAAGGCAACCCGCCAUACGGAGGCUAUGAUCAAGGAGUAAACAGGCAACCGCCAAACAAUUACUAUAACGGCAACGGUAACAGUCCGUAUGAGAGACAAAAUCCUUUCUACGGGGGCAAUGGGCAAGGUGAUAUGGGUGGUGUUAGCAACCAGGGUGGGCAGUGCCCGGUAACAAGCUUCGCACCGAAGCCUGAAACUGGAUGUUGCGGACGGGAGGCGACUGACUCCGACAGGAUUAUCGGCAGGCCAAACCCAAAUUAUGUUCCACGGCCGAAUCCUUACGACAAUUCACGCUGGCCAUCUUAUAAUAACCGGCUACCAAGCUAUAACUCGCCGUUGACAAGAGUAACUCGAUCUGCAGCCGACGUUCCAGCUGUUUCUAUUGAUAAUCGGAUUGCAGGUGGACGGGAAACAGAGUUGGAGCAGUUCCCCUGGCUGGUGUUACUUCUAGUGACAUUUGAUGAUGGAACCAAGAGAUCUGGAUUUAACUGCGGGGGAUCCCUGCUUAGCAACAAGUUCGUUCUCACCGCCGGUCACUGUGUCUUCGAAAAGGGAAGCAGAGUAGUUGACAUCGACAUCUACCUCGCCGAAUUUGACAAGCGAACUUUCCCGCAAGACUGCAAAAAUGUUUUGGGUCAAGGCAAAAAGUGUAUAGAAAAUGUCGUGAUGAAAGCUGAAGAUGUAAUACUACAUCCGCAAUAUGAUGACGCGCGCCUCAACAAUGAUAUCGCCCUGAUAAAGAUACGAGGCAACGCGCCCUACACCGAUUACAUAAGGCCCAUCUGCCUGCCAUCGAUAGACAUCGACAACCCGGACUUCUUCAACCUUCGCCUCGCCGUCGCCGGCUGGGGCCGAAACGGCCGCUACCGGUCAAACAUCAAACAAUCGACAAUCGUCAACCUAGUACCACAAGAGAAAUGCGUGAAGUACUAUCCUAACUUAUCGAGGCGGCAAAUGUGUGCGGCGGGAUAUUCUGGCGAGGAUACUUGCAAAGGAGACUCUGGUGGACCUCUCAUGACCAUGUACGGCGGGAAAUAUGAAGUAGUGGGUGUUGUGAGCGGGAAGAGGGCAGACGCGCCCUGUGGCACAUCAGUACCAUCGCUCUACACGAGCGUCUACAACUACCGCGAAUGGAUUGAAUCAACCAUGAUACGUAACUCGCAAUAAAUGUUUAACACAUUACGUAAAAAAUCUUUAAAUAAUUACCUCAAUAGCUAUAUUACAAUUUUGUUUUUCAGUUUGUGAUUUCCAAGUAAAUCUAAAUAAAAAAGAAGAGCUUUUCAAUUCCAACACACAAUAGAUUUAGCAAAAGGCUUUCGUACGACCGAAUCCUUAUGCCAGAACGGGCGGUAUGUGAGUUAAAUGUAGCAUAAUAUUGCGGAAUGAUUGCAGGCUACGUAAGGUCUGACUUUCACAAGAGCUAGGUUUUGCAAGCUAUCGAGCGCAAAUAAACUUUUAUGAACUGAAAAAUAUAGCACCAGAAAAUUCGAGGUGGCAAUAUUUUGUAGCUGUUUUGUCAUGGCGUUGGCAGGCUCGCUUUGUGCCGCAUAAAUUGCCAACGUAUUCAGCGAUUGCAGAAUUGUGCAUUGAUGUGAAAGAUUAAUUUUAUUGAAAAUCUAUUUGGGAUAUUAUCAAUUACAUGUCCGAGCACUCGUGUAGCUGUUGAGUUUUUUUAUAGAAAGAGGUGUAAUGAAAGUUUUCAGAUUCAUUUUGAAUUACUUAAAAAACUAGAUACUUUCUUAAAUAAUAAAGCCUUGCUACUUGUAGAAUAAAUAUUUCUAACAAAAAAUAUCCGUAAGUUUCUUUACUAGAUCCGUCACAGCCGACACAUGUUUUCCUUUAAUGAGUAGGGGAGUAAAUUGCAUAAGAAAUAUAAUAUAUCACGAGAUUUCCCGCCACGUGUCUGAAAGCACAGAGCUGAUUGGUACUAAACACCAACCGACAGUGAUGAAAGGGUUUUUGUAUAAAGACUAGGCGCAAUGUACGGUGGUAGUGUUCCUAUAACCCCUCCAAUUAAGAGCGAUAAGCUUGUGUGGGGUUCACAUCAAUUAUACGCACCGACGUUCUAAUCGUUUACAUUUUAUAUUUGCUUACUUUUUUAAAUACUUAUUUUUUACAUACUUUUUUAAAUAUAAUUAAACAGGCAUUAAGCAAGUGAGUUGGAAUGACUAUUAUUCGAAUGUUCAUGACUGUCAUACAUGAUUUUAAUUAACAGCUAUACAAUUCAAAUACCAGCCUUCGCAGCAUACACAUAAAAGACGCAAGAUUUCCUAAUGUAAACAAACACUAUUUAUACAGCAAAUUACUUCUUAAUGUUUCAGUAAAUGUUACAUCAAAAUACUUACAGCUUAAUUAUUAUCCAAGUAUGUGUUUAGGCGGAGUUAAGGCAGGCGCUGCCUUUGACGAAUGAUGAUGGAUUGUGGGAACCUUUCGUGGCGUUACUAGCAAAAGCGAUACAAAAAGCAAUAUAACGCGAACAAUUUUGUUGCUAAGCAGAAACAUUAAACGAAAAUAUCGUAUUACUAGAGAUCGUAACUAUAUACACAGUCUCUGUUUACACAGGACGCUAUGGUUAAUUAAAGAGCCGCGAUUGUGUAAACAGAAUCUUUCUGAUACUAUGAAAUCAAUUAAUAUGAACGUAAUUAAUACAUUUCCUUUUGCGUGUUUGCAUAAUGCUCCCACGCGCGGGUUUCUCUACGAGGCUCUUAAAGGCACGCUCCGCAUUCCCUAUGCUAUUAAACGUUGUGGAACACAAUCCGAGAGAAGAACACUCAAAUGAGCAAACACUAUUAUCAGAACUGAGCCGAGGGCGUACAGAUUUCCCAGGAGUGCCCUUCUCCUUAAAAGUGCCGGUCGGAUGACCGCUAUUUACCGCACAGCUUCCGACGGACUUCUUUCAACUUAAAAAAUGGGAAUAUCUUACGGAAAAAACAAGGAGUUUAGCCACUUCAAAAUGUUUACGAAUACAAAGAAAACAUUACAAAACGAUGAUACUCUAAUACCCCAUAAAAUCCACUAAACGGUCUGUACGUCGGAAUUCACAAUUUACUUUAUAAUACGUUCAUGUUGAUCCGAUAAAAAACUGGAUGAUAUUCCGGCGGAACGACAAAAAGGCAAAAGACAACGGAAUCGACUUUUGACAGGCUAAAACUGUCUCACAAAAAAAGGGAACACAAUUUAUCAGCGAUUUCGUCUGUGAUCCCUGAAUCCCAAUAUCGUGGUACAUUCACAAUCUAUGUCGGCCCUCCCGUCGGGUGGCAAAUUUAUGUAAAAUCAAUGCAACAAAUAAAGAACGGUGCGUCGGUAAACAUCCGCACCACGUCACAAUUAGCGCGUGUCGUGCUGGGCCCGACAUUUUAUUAUUUCCCAAUCUAUUUACAUCCCGAUGCGCCAACUAAAACCGAUUUGUCCCUCAAUUUUUAUAUCCGCCUAUGUCCAUGCAGUCACGGGUGUGUAAGCGAAAAUAUCCGUUUUUUGAAAUCAUUUUUCAGUCAAAACGCUCAGUGAGCAAUUAUUCUAUAAUUGGAAAAGUUUUUAUUCCAAUAUCGUAUUCUGUUCAAUGAAAGAGUUUAAUUAUUAACAAACGCGUGAACAUGUAAUCCCCGCAACUAUUUUUUAUAUUUAUUCGGUCUCUUCAAUUGAAAUUCGAGGUUAAGGUUUAAACAUGCGGCUGAAGGGUUUCA